Xiphophorus hellerii (green swordtail) is the source of this 4055-nucleotide messenger RNA. It is a transcript of the gene eml2, whose product is annotated as EMAP like 2. NCBI's taxonomy places the organism in Eukaryota, Metazoa, Chordata, Actinopteri, Cyprinodontiformes, Poeciliidae. Gene Ontology annotation, molecular function: microtubule binding. The transcript is spliced from 22 exons. Gene Ontology annotation, cellular component: mitotic spindle. The record is from RefSeq and is a predicted model, not a curated record. Gene Ontology annotation, biological process: microtubule cytoskeleton organization. Bases 32 to 2620 code for a protein of 862 amino acids.
GCAGCGGAGGCAGGUGAAGGUGUGAAUGUGAAUGUUUAUGGAUGUGGGGGAGACGGGAAGCGGCGAGGGCGUGAAGACGAGGCGGAGAAAAGCGAAGGGAGGACGGGGGAGUCCGCCGAGAGCCGGAGGAGCCGCGGACAGGGACGGCAGAGGCGAGGAGCGGGGAAGGAUGUCGGAGAGGAUCGCUUCGUGUGGGAGCCUGUGUGACAGCACCAACCUGCUGCUACAGUACUGCAACAACGACGACACGGUGUCGGCCAGCAGCAACAUGGACAUGGAGGACAGAGUGUCCCACCUGGAGCAGAGGCUGCAGCUGCAGGAGGACGAGAUCCAGCUGCUGAAGGCGGCUCUGGCCGACGCUCUGCGUCGCCUCGGUUACUGCGAGGAGCAGAGCAAGGGGCCGCAUGCAGGGGGCGCUCAUGCUGGCAGGAGGCCGCUUGCUGCUGCCGCUUCCACACCUCCUACUAAGGUGCGCCAGCUGCUGCAGGCUCUUCCCUCCAGGCCUCUGAGUAACGGCUACGUUCAACAGAAACGCCUCCUGUCCUCGCCGUCGUCGCCAAAGAAAGAGGUGCUGCAGUCCAUCAAGAGGAAGAGCAUGUCCACAGAAAGACUUACCCUGGUCCGCAGAGAGAUGGCAGCAGAGAGUCGGAGUCGGACCACGUCGUCCAGCAGCUCCUCUGGUGGGAAAAGCAAAUCUAAAGAAUGCACCUACAAUGCAGAGGACGGCUACGUGAGGAUGUUCCUCCGCGGUCGUCCCGUCACCAUGCACGCCCCAGACCAACAGCGGGACAGCUUCAGCCUGGACCAGAAGGUGGCGCUGCCAGAGAAAAAGCUGAAGCUCCAGUGGGUCUACGGCUACCGCGGCCGUGACUGCCGCUGCAACCUCUACCUGCUGCCCACCGGGGAGAUCGUGUACUUCAACGCUUCGGUGGUGGUUCUGUACAACACGGAGGAGCAGCAGCAGAGACAUUACCUGGGACACAACGACGACGUCAAAUGCCUGACUGUUCAUCCUGACAUGGUAACCAUAGCAACGGGUCAGGUGGCUGGAAACUCCAAGGAUGGAAAGCUUCUCGCUCCUCACGUUCGCAUCUGGGACUCGGUGAGCCUCAACACGCUGCAUGUGAUCGGCAUGGGGGCGUUCGACAGAGCCGUCACCUGCGUCUCUUUCUCCAAGUCGAACGGCGGCUCCUUCCUCUGUGCUGUGGAUGACGCCAACGAUCACAUCCUGUCAGUCUGGAACUGGCAGAAAGAGAAACAACUUGCUGAAGUGAAGUGCUCCAACGACUCCGUGCUGGCUGCCGUGUUUCAUCCCAUGGACACGAAUCUGAUCGUCACCUGUGGAAAGUCGCACAUCAACUUCUGGACCAUGGAGGGAAACGCGCUGACCAAGAGGCAGGGACUGUUUGAGAAACACGAGAAACCAAAGUACGUUCUGUGUGUGGCCUUUGCUGAAAACGGGGACGCCAUCACAGGAGACUCCAGUGGAAACCUCUACAUCUGGGCUAAAGGCGGUAACCGUAUCAGCCAGGUGGUGUCGGGCGCGCACGAAGGCGGCAUCUUCUCCGUUUGCGUCCUGAAGGACGGUACCAUGGUGUCCGGAGGCGGGAAAGACCGCAAGGUGGCGCUGUGGGACCACAACUACAGGAAGCAGGCGGAGAUGGAGGUGGGCGAGCCGCUCGGCCCGGUCCGGGCUCUGGCUGAGGGGAAACCAGGUGAGCUGUUCGUCGGAACCACCAAGAACGCCAUCAUCAGAGCGGCCUUCCCCGACACCCUGACCCCCAUCGUACAGGGUCACACAGACGAGCUGUGGGGUCUGGACGUCCACCCGUCCAUGGACCAGUUCGUUACCUGCUCUCAGGACAAGCAGGUUCACCUGUGGGACACCUGCACCCACCAGCCGCUCUGGAGCAAGACCAUGGAGGAUCCAGGAAGGUCUGCAGGUUUCCAUCCCAGUGGCGCCGUUCUGGCUGUGGGAACCAUGACUGGAAGGUGGUUGGUGCUGGACACCGACACCCGGGAUUUAGUUUCUAUGCACACAGACGGCAGCGAGAUCAUCUCAAACGUCAAAUACUCUCCAGAUGGUAACUUCCUGGCUGUCGCUUCCCAUGACAACUUCGUCUACAUCUACGCUGUGAGCGAGAGCGGCAAGAAGUACAGCCGCGUGGGGAAAUGCACCGGUCACUCCAGUUUCGUCACCCAUCUGGACUGGUCCGCAGACAGCCAGUACUUCGUCACCAACUCAGGAGACUACGAGAUCCUCUUCUGGGAGGCAUCCAGUGGUAAACACGUGACCAACAUGGACACGGUGCGCAACCUGGAGUGGGCCACCUCUACCUGCACUCUGAGCUUCAGCGCCUUUGGAAUUUGGCCAGAUGGAGCCGACGGCACGGACAUCAACGCCGUGUGCCGCUCACAUGAUGGCUCCCUGCUGGCCUCUGCUGACGACUUUGGCAAAGUGCAGUUGUUCUCCUUCCCCUGCUCCCAACCAAGGGCUCCGAGUCACGAGUACGGCGGCCACAGCAGUCAUGUGACCAACGUCGCCUUCCUGCACGACGACAGUCACCUGAUCUCCACCGGCGGGAAAGACACCAGCAUCCUGCAGUGGGUCGUUGCCUAGGCAACGCUCUGUCCGGCCCCUCUUUCCCCCCUUCCCCGCCAACAGGUGGCAGCACCCCUCUGUGCCUACGGCUGCGUAACCAACCGGACCGACCCACAGAUGUCCAAUCAGAACCGUGUGAAACGAAAGAGAAAAUGUAACAUCAUGGCUGACCUGUGACCUUUAGCGUUAGUACUUCCUGUGCCUGAACUGUGUUCAUUUCGACCCCCUUUAACAGAAACUCCACCUGAUUUCAUUUGGGACGAAUGCGGCUCUGAACGCACGGGUUCCUCUGAAGUUUCUGCAUCAUGUUGAGCAAAUUGAUGCAAAAACCUUAGAAGAAACAUUGUUCUUCCACUAAAUCAGAGGAUUUGACUGAAACGGGUUGAAAAGCAGAUUGUUUACGGGAUUUGUUUAAGCCCAAACGCAGUCUGAGUGAAGUUGGCCAACAUCUUCCUCAAAUCUAACAGAAUUGGUGUCAAACGUUUGUGCUACGUUUGUGCCGCUAUCAUUUUAAAAUUUCACCAAAUCAAACAAAUUCUGUGUCAAUUGACCGACGCUACGUUUGUGCAGCAAAAUUUUAAUUUGCUUUGAAGAUACUGAUGGUGACGUCUGGAAACUCUUUGAUUAAAACCUUUAAAAUAAUAGCGGCACAAACGAAAAUUUAUGCUGCACAAACGUUUGACACCAAUUUUGUUAGAUUUGGAGAAAGUUGGCCAACUUCAGUCGGGCCUAAAGUCUGUUUGCGACUCUGAACAUGCACAAGUUUCUCCUUUAAACACACAAAACUAGUUUCUCCUUUAAACUUGAAAUAAACUCUUGCAGGGACUUAGCAGUCGAAUGUAACGACCGUCGUUUUAAAUUCCAAAGUGAGAGAGGCUUGUGUGUGUUUUUGUUCUUUAAGCCGUAAAUGAAACGGGUGGAGUUCAGAUUUCAGCAAAACUUAGGAUGACGCCGUCGCCUUCUUCUCUUCCACUUCGAGUCCCAGAAAUCGUUUGAUCGUCCCUAAAAUGUUCUCGUUUAGCUUUUGGAGAAGCGGUACGAAGCGCCCGUUUCAUUUCAUGCUGCUGUUUGAUUGUACUACUGUAACCAUGCUGAGCAAGCACUGGGUGGCGCUGCAGUGCAAGAAAAGGAGCAUGACUGAGGCUGCCCUCCUGCUGUAGAUGCUCUUGAUAAUGUCUGUAAACUUUGUGCUCCACAGUAGAUUUGAGUGGCCGUGAUAUUUUAAUAUUUAUCUCUAACAGCAGUGAUUGUUACUGAUAUAAUCGUGGCUCUUUAGCUGUGGACACAACCAUGAUGCUGUGCUGUUGCGGUGAGCUUAAGCUGUGCUUCGCCUUCUGUUUUGGUAAUAAAUAUUCAUUUUUUAAUCUGAAUGUUCUGGAGGAAUUUUAUUUUAUUUUACACUGUAAACAAUUUAAAAAAUUGUCUGAAUAAAAUGGAGAGAUGUUGAGCCUAA